Messenger RNA from Grus americana (Whooping crane), 12054 nucleotides. It is a transcript of the gene DHRS3, whose product is annotated as dehydrogenase/reductase 3. Bases 782 to 1711 code for a protein of 309 amino acids. Gene Ontology annotation, cellular component: lipid droplet. The record is from RefSeq and is a predicted model, not a curated record. Gene Ontology annotation, molecular function: oxidoreductase activity, acting on the CH-OH group of donors, NAD or NADP as acceptor. The transcript has 7 exons. Lineage: Eukaryota; Metazoa; Chordata; Aves; Gruiformes; Gruidae.
UAGGCAGAGAGAGCAAUAGGGAGAAAUGAGUAAGAGCCAGAGCUGAAAUAGUGUACGGCAUAAUUCCUGCUCUGUGAUCACAGAUCCUCCAAGUGAAAAAAAAACAGGAGAGGGGGCAGAGAGAGGCGGUUAUCAGCUCAACCUUUGCAACCGGCUCAGGACAGAACGCCUAUAAGAUAUUUAUAGAUAUUAAAACAAAAACAACAACCUUACCCUGAAUACAGCCUUUCUUAAAAAGAAGGUCCUGGCAAUUCUGUCUUAUUUAAGCAAUUUCCUGAGUCUAAGAAUAGAAAUGAGCUGCCUGGAAGGCACUGCAGGCUGAAAUUUGGAGACAUAGCCUGCUUUAUUUUAUUUUUCCAAGUAUAAAAGCCUUCCAUUUGGAUGCUGGAUUUUUAUGUCGGUCUUUGAAGCGGAGGGAUGUAUGGCUACUUUUAAUUUUACUUUUUUCUCUCUCUCUCUUAAUUAAAAAAAAAAAACUGUCUUCCAGUUAAAAAGCAAGGAAACUGUUUUACCUGCAUGUGACAAUCCCAGAGGACACCGAUCAAGAAACAGGGGAGUGACUUGGUCUUCUGCACUACUUUACUCCUACCCCAAUUUUUUUAGGGGGGGAGAAGGAUUUUUCCAGUCCAAGAAUCUCUUGCCCCCAGGUUUUGGAAGGGGGUUGAAGACUUGUCACCCAUCUGGGGGUGCAUGAAGGGUAUUGGUUUUCUUUCUCUGUUAACUUGGUUUUGUGAAGGGUUGGAAGAGAAUUUUGCCUUCCUGACUUGCCUGGAACAAGAGGAUGAUUUGGAAAUGGCUGGGUGCGUUGCUGCUUUUCCCCGUACAGAUGGUUUAUUUGGUGGUGAAAGCUGCCGUGUGCAUGGUGCUGCCGCCCAAGCUCCGAGACCUGUCCGGGGAGAACGUGCUCAUCACCGGAGGGGGCAGAGGCAUCGGUCGCCAUCUGGCCAGGGAGUUUGCCAAGCGAGGAGCCAGAAAGAUCAUCCUGUGGGGUCGAACUGAGAAAUGCCUGAAGGAGACCACAGAGGAAAUCAGGAUGAUGGGGACAGAAUGCCAUUAUUUCAUUUGUGAUGUAGGAAAUCGAGAGGAGGUCUAUCGGCAAGCCAAAGCUGUACGGGAAAAGGUGGGCGAUAUCACUAUCCUGGUGAACAAUGCUGCUGUGGUCCAUGGUAAGAGCCUGAUGGACAGCGAUGAUGAUGCACUGCUCAAAUCACAACAUAUAAACACCCUGGGACAGUUCUGGACCACCAAAGCAUUCCUGCCAAGGAUGCUGGAGUUGCAGAAUGGACACAUUGUUUGCCUGAACUCUGUCCUGGCCUUGUCAGCCAUCCCUGGUGCCAUUGACUAUUGCACCUCCAAAGCCUCGUCCUUUGCCUUUAUGGAGAGCCUGACCUUGGGGCUGCUGGACUGUCCAGGAGUGAAUGCCACAACAGUCCUGCCCUUCCACACGAGCACAGAGAUGUUCCAGGGCAUGAGAAUCAGGUUCCCUAAUCUUUUUCCUCCUCUCAAGCCAGAGACAGUGGCUAAGAGGACAGUAGAAGCCGUGCAGAUGAAUCAAGCCUUCCUGCUCCUUCCAUGGACAAUGCAUGUUCUAGUCAUCCUAAAAAGAGUGCAAGAUUCUGCACGCUAUUUGGGAGGAAUAGAACAUGAUGCAUUCUCCCUCAGGCAGCACUUGAAGAAAUCCACAAGUUUUCUGGGAGCUACACCUGCAUGAACACUUUUAAAGGACGAACAUAGACUUGAUGGUGCAAGGACUAUUCUUCAGUGAAACCAACAUAAGCAUGAAAAUCCUGACAAGACUGUGAAUCAGCAGUCUUGGCUUUUAGCCUGUUCAUGUGACUUGCGCUGCUCUGAGGCAACACAUUUCUUGCAGGUCAUAUCCAUAGUAACAUGACCUUUGCACAGGAUUGAAUGACUAGACUAUGGACCCUUGGAAAGAAAAACAAAAAGUGUGAAAUGUUUAUAUGAUGUUUAAUUCUUUAGAGUUCAACUGUUAAAUCUACUCAUAGUUUUAAGAUGUAAUUUUUGUUUCUAAAGUGUCUGUAGGCUGUCUCAGCUGAGAGGCAGCACAUCACAGCCCAUACUUUAUCCCCUCUCUUCAGAGGAACUGCAAUUACAAACUGCUACUGGUUUCAUUUCAGCUUUUUGAAUGGGGAACUUAAAAAAUACUUUGAAGAACUAAAAGUUACAGACAUGUAAUGGAAGCUUUUCCUUCCCUUUCUUCACUUUACAUCCGUUGUUGAAGCUGUUCCCAACUCACACGAGGGAAGGAGCUAACUGUGGAGCAAUGUUUUAUUAAAGGCCACCCAGGACUUCUGUCUGGAAGGACUGUGCUGGGCCCAGGAAAACUGUCUUACUUCACCUGUGAAGGCUGGAGAAGAAUGCUCAGUCAGAAGAGCAGACAGUUUGAAUAGUGGAAGAGUCUUUCUGUCACUGAACUCAUAUAUGAAACUGAAUUGUCUUUCUGAAUAUUUUUGUUCAUUUAUGAUAAAAUAUAUAUAUAUUUUUAGCAUUAAUCCCAGAUUGCCACACAUGUAGGCAGCAUCACAUCGGGGAUGAACUAAAUCUAGAACUAAAACUAGAGCCUGCUUGUACAAACAUACAUUCACUGACAUAAUCCAUGCAGAGGAAAAUCCAUUGUAUCAAUCUGCACAGUGAAGUAAUGCUCUAAACAUAGAAGAGACAGUACUGUAGUGCUCAUGAAAUGUGAAGUUUGGAAGCACAGUUAGUAAAGACCUGAUUAAAUGCACAUUGAAUUCGACUGGGAAUAUACCCAUUGUUUUUUAGGGGCAUUGAAUCAGGCACUGAUCAGCCAAAAGUGAUAAAUACUGCUUGGACUGAAAUGCCAGAAGCAGCUAGACAUUAUUUAUUUUUGUAAUGAUAUAUUCUCUUUGACAGCCUAGUUAGAGCAACACUGCAUUCCUAUGCCAGAUGCAGUGUGCAGCACUAGGCAUAGUAAUGUAGUUGAAACAUAUUGGAACACUACUAAAAGAGGAAUUAAUAUAAUUGCAAUACAGUAAAGUAGCAAGCUUAACUGGAGAACACCCGAAUGAAGCACCUCGAGGAAGGCCACAUGGUUAAGGGAAUGAACUUAGGGCUCCUGACUUGAAUUUCAAGCUUUUCCAUAGAUGUCCUGUGUGACCUGGGGCAAGCUGCAUAAUUUCAAGGUGCACCCUGACCUGCAAAGCAGAUAUUUCUAGUGUUUCCCUACCUCAAAAGUUGUAAGUCUGACUACCUAAAUGUUUGUCAAAAGCUCAGCAAAAUCAAAUGGAACAUGCUAUGGAAAGGAAAAGCAGUAUUUGUUCACAAACCAAGAGAGUCUAUACAAGAAUUUAGAAGAGGAAAAAACCCCAUAUGCUGAAAUAUGUCAUUUCCUGAAAGAGAUCUGAGUUACAGCAGAAAAGCGGUGAGCUGUAUUUGAGAUAUUCCCUUGAUUCUGCCAUGUAGAAUGGAGGCCAACUACUUAGGUCCAGCGAUGUGAAUGUUAAAAUCGGAAGGGCUGAACCUUACUGCACAUCAGUAGAUAUAUCUCCUCCUGAGCAGUUCAAGAGGAAGAUUUUGCCAAAGGUGCCAUUGAUGCAAGCCCCUCUGCCUGCAUGGGUAUUUUGAGGAGCUCUCAUGUCUGCGUCAGUGCUUUCCUUCUGAGUGCGGAACAUAUAAGCUGUAGCACUGUGCCAGCUUUGAAAAGUUUCUUACAAUGGAGUUUUGUUUUGAAUUCCUAGAUGUCUGAGGCUCUCUGGAGAGGAUGAAAAGAAACUUUGAUCUCUGUGAUUUUGACGCCCACCCUAAUAGAUGUUUUCAGCUUUAUUUUUUAUCAAUUUUUUGAGAAGAAACCCAGUUCAUUGAAAACACCAGUGCAAUGAGGGGAGAACCCUUCCAGGAUCUGCCAGGAAUACCAAAGGUACCAUAUUUAUCAAGAGACGUUUGGGAGGGGAAAGGAUGAUUAUACGUACCUCCCCUUAUGCACUCUAAUACUUUCUAGUUUCUCAUUAAUCACAGUCAGGCAUGCCAGGCUUGUAGAUGCAAGAGCAAACAGAAUUGGUGAAAGAGGGCAACCCACAGUUUCCCCCUUAAAUUAAACCUUUAUGCUGAGAUUCUAUUCAGUGAUGACAUCGUAAUGCAAAAUUGGGGUAAAAACUAGUACACACAUUGAAAUUAACUCCCCGCUCAUCCCCAAAUCCGGUCCCUUAGAUGAAUCUGCUCUUUUCUGGCACUGCAUAAAAGGUAUUCCCUAUCUUCAGAGGUUGUCUUACAUACUAAGUGCUGUUGAUUUCUUUCUAAUAAAUAUAAACAAGUCAGAACAUAGCUGAGACUCUCGUCAUCUCACUCCUCUCAUAUACUCACACACGAACUUCCCUCUCUCUUUCCCUCAGGGUCUCUGAGCGGACAACAGGUCAAAUAGCAGUCACAGUGGGGGAGAGGUAUGCAGCAAACAGAAAAUAAUGAGGAAAACAUUGACUUUGCUUUUCAGAUAGUAAGGAAGAGUUGGGUAAGAGAGUUUCUUCUCUUGUGAGUGUUGUGAGAUAGAAUCCUAUCCAUCCAGUGAGCUACUUGCAAAUUUGGAUGGAUACAUUUGAAGACUUUUUUUUUUUUUUAUAAAGACUCCUCUGGAAUGCCUGCAGAGGUCUACUGUCCCUUUUCACAUAAGGUUAGUAUUGGGUAAUCUUGAAGUGCUGCAAAUGUGGACGAGCUUUGUUGAAGCCUAAGGCCUUCUCAAAGGAAUUUCCGCCCUUUGACUUAUUUUAAUUUUGGUUUUCCCUGCUCUCUCCACUGCCUCCUGCUUUCCACUGCACAAUUUUUUUUUUCCUUCUGUUUUCCUAUGUCAUUACUGCACUUUUCAGUGCCACCAUCUUGAAGCCAGAUGUCAUACAAAGAGUCUGGAGUAAAUCUAAAUCAGAGUAUGUAUUUAUUACCCUGCUGGCAGAAUCUAGGUGAAGCUGUAGGAGCAGGUCACAGAAGUUUCAUAUGAAAUUAGCUAAACUCUUCCAGUUUUACAUGCUCCAAUCUAUGAAGAAGUAGAAGACCCCUUACUGUCAUUUUUAUACAGGAGAUUACUGCUGUUUCCAAAUUGGAAUGAUAGAGAAAUGUUAGCUGCUUUGGGACAUACAUUCUCCUGACAGAAAAAGACCCUAUUUAAAUGGGAGGAUUUUUCAGUUUAAGGUGUUUUCAGAGGCUGGUGCAUGUACAAAGUAAUUUUCAGAAUUAGCGAGGCAGGGCAGGGAGAGGAGGAGUCCUUUGUAAGUCAGUCUGCUUCCUCAUGUUCAAUAUUUGAUCUUGUAUUUUGUUUUUGAUAAGAAAAAAAUCCUGUUCCCUCAUGCACCCUUGGUGAACUUUAAAAAGGUCCUUCCAGCUGUGUACCUGCUGAUGGCAUGUUUUUAGCGGGAUUAAGAAAAGGAGUGAGCCCUGAAAGUGGGAACUCUACCCUACCUACUCAUCCAUUGUUCUGUUAAAACAGGUUAAAAAGUGACAGAGUCCAUCUCUAUAGUUCUUCUAGAACUUCACAGAAAGUGCCUGGGCAAGUGAUUCUGAUGUUUGCAAAGAGAAACUUGUUGUACUUUUAUGUAAUGUGUUAAUUAGUGUGGGUGGAUUUGAUCAGAUCUAGUCUUGCAAGCCUUUCAGACAACUCCCUGAACACUCCCACCUUCAGAUAUUAACAGAUAGCACAGCAUUUGCCAAAUCUCAUAAAAACCUGGUAACAGACUUAAUGCAGGCAGAGCAUAAGUGGGUGCAUUUAUUUCAAAGAGAAUACAUCUGUUUGUAGCAGACAUUAAUUUGGCCCAGUAUUUUCUCUAGCUGAAAUGCAACUGUCGAGAAAAGAAUACAGGGUGACCUUGGACCAUCUAUUUUGGUUUUAUUUCUUCAUGUGGCUUUAAUAAGCUUAAUCUGAAUGGCAGCCACUUUUUUGAUAGCGCUUGUUCAUAAGUGUGGGAGUAAAGCAAGAUUAUGUCUAAUGUAAUCUUCUGCAUUUUCACCAAACAACCAGCAGUCCUGACAAUCAGAAUAUUCUGCGUUGUCUUUGUAGCUGUCACCUCCCUGGUGCUAAGAUCCUUCAACCUGGUAUUGCUUCAGCCUGCUGCAGUUUGGAGACUGAGUGAAACCUGUCAGUCACAAGCAGCAGUUACAUUCUCUAGUGAACAGAACCCUCUUUGUUACAGUGCUUCUCUGACAGAGAUUUUGAGAUGUGAAUGCUGUCAGGCACCUGUCUCAGAUUUCAGCAACUAACUUAGAGAAAGCCAUGAAGAAAACCAGGACUUCACCUUCUCCCUGAUACUCAUUCUCUUUUAUCCAGGGUUUCCUAUGGGAAGGUGGCAAUUCAGUCAUUUUCUGACCAAUAAACUGCCUCUCUUCCCACCCUCUAUUCUACUAAGAUCGCUCCAGUACCUUUGUUUCUGGAACAGAUCCCUCAAGCUGAUGCUUUAGCAGAAACACCUACUGAUCCAGCCUGUGUGGACUGGAUACAACUGAAAAGAAUAGACUUCUGAGGAGACAAUUUAUAUCUUCACACCUUCCCAAAGAGUCCAAACUUGUUAGUUCCUUAUGCUCACCUUUGCUAUGGGCAUCAUGAGAUAUUAACGCAGAAAAAAAAAAAUCAAGGCAAGUGUAUAUGCUGAUUUUUCUGCAUAAAUCUAGGAAAGAAGGCUUCCUCCUUAAAUGAGGGGAGAAAGCACUCUAAUUUGAGCUUGAGAGUGACUGAGGAGUAAGUAUAUGAGAAAACAAAAUAGAGGAUAGAUGCAAUCUUAGGGGGGGUGUGGUGGGCCUAAACAGAGGCAAGAUGCCACCUUAGAUUCCUGCAGUUAUAUAAUAAGAGGCAUGUGAGUUCCAUCCAAAUUCGAAGUCUAUAAAAGAAGGGUGUUGUCACUUCUGCUCAUUCCUAUGGGUCACCAUGCCCUAAAAAGCAGUCCAUUAACUUUGUAGCUUGCUGGCUCAGAACACCACAAUAUGCCGGUUACUGUUUGCUGUCUCUUGCUUUUUUUGAGGAAGGGAAAGCAACCCAUGUAUAUAAAAACAAGGAAGGGUCAGUUUGACUCACCACUCACUUUUUCCUAGCCAGCUGCAGAGGUCAUCCAUCAUGCCUAGGUAUUACAGGGACAUGUGGUUCUCUGGCUUACGUUAGUAAUCAUGCUGACCUAGUGCUACGAGGUAGAUGUGGUUCAGUUUCCUGGGGUUUUUUUUAUGCAAAAGCAUUUUUUCAAUUUGAAUUUUGUGCAGUAUUGUGCAGGCUUUUCACAGAUGGGCAUCCUAGGCAUGAAAUUUCCCUGUCUAUGUUAAUCAAAUGAUAAUGAAAAAGAAUACAAAAGUGAGAAGUUGCUGUUUGACAUCUUCCCCAAGCAAUGUGGAAUUAAUGCAGAGGAACAUUAUUGGAACAUCAAUGCCUUAAAUCUAGACAUCUCAAAAGCCUGGUGAGUUCUGUAUGAAAAUGGCUUCCAAAAUUGACUUCCUACAUGCCUUCUGGGGCAGUUUGCCACUGAGAUUGGUUACCUGAGCAAAUCACUGUUAUGCUGCACUAGUAAGAGGAAGACUGCAUGGAAAGCUGAGGUACAUACAAUCACUGAACAAAUUGAUUUAAAAUUCUGGUCCUGCAAGACACUUUUGAAAAAAAUAGAUUAAAGAAUGAGAUGACACAUGAUAACCAGUACAAAACCAAGUGCUGCAGUGAGGUCUCUAGUUGCCCUUAGGUGUCUGAGAGUAGCCUACAUGACUCUGAGAAGUCCUGCCUUAGUUGUGACCCGACUGGUUCCUUCCCUUGAACCACCAUGUGCAAACACUGGGCAUUGUGAAUACAUCAACUGAAACAAUUCUUCAUCUUCCUUUUUCAGCAUUAGGCACUUCACAGCAUAGCCACCAGUUGCUGCUGCUGCUUUGGGCAUUGCUAUUGAUCAGCCGAGUGUUCCCAGAUACUGUUCUGCCGCAUUACAACAUUAACGUUAGCUGUAAGAAAAGGAGGCAGUUCUUUGCUAUCUUUUCCAGGAAAAUCAACAAUUAGUGCCUUUAUGCAGAGAGAGGGCUGAAAUAAAUGCAGGGGUGAUAAUGGUUUCUGGAAUAUUUUGGCUAUAUGAAAAAUGCUGUCAUAUGGAGAAAGGGUUUAUAAUAAUAAGGGCUCAUCUCAGAAGAAUGUUAACAGAAGAUGGAAAUGGUCAUAAUGGAAAACAAGUGAUAUCCGAACACACAGUUCCUCUUCCUGGAGCCUGCUGGGAAUGCUGAUUUCAUGCAGACAUGCCAUAGCAAAGUCAGUUAACUCGCAUGGUCAUUAUACCCCCUGCAACUUUGCCUGUUGCAAGUAAUAGCAGAAGUAACAAGCUCAUUGUCUCUGCUCUCUCAACUGUUGAAUAAGCAAAAUAAGAGCUUUUUGAAAAAGGAGUAAUCCAUCUAUCAGAAAACAAAGCAAUUCCUUGGUUCAGUGUCAGCCCUAGACAAUGGAGAAGACUCUCUCAGGUACCAGAAAGAGAAGCCACAUAUCUCCUAGCUGACGCCUUGAGGUCUCAGGCCGUAUUUCCCCUUGUUGAUAAUAAAUAAACUGGGAAGCAUAUGAUUGACUCAAUUCAGCAAUAGGAUUACACAGAAUCACAAAUCACUUUGUGAGCUAUUGCUUGGCUUCCUUUUCCCCAGCAAUAACAUAACUUGUGGUCUCUUCUGGACUCCCUUCAGGGCUGCAAAUUCAUGCAGAAUACUUGCAGAGCUGGGCAACAUUUUGUUAACUCUUCUAAGGGCCAUGCAAAAGACAGCAGAGAGAGAGAGAGAGAGAGAGCAGCAAGCAAUAUUGUGUGUGUUUUGGUGGCUGAAUAGUCUGUAACUUCCAAUAUUCUAAUAUUCUUGAAUAUUCAGUAUUGGCAAUCUGACAUGUUUCUCAGCUGUCUGCUAUUGCAGAAAACCCCUUGUUUACCCACACCAACUGUUAUAAUACUUUUGAACCCUAAAACGCAUGUAGCUUCUCUGAUGUCCUGUUGGCAUAGCUGAGGUUUAACAAGCAUGUUAAUCAAAUGAAAUAGAGCCUUGAAUUUCUUUAGGAGGGAUCUGAUGCUGACACAGAAAAAUAAUAAUUAAAAAAAAAGGUGCUGAUGUCCUGCAGCAAAAGUUGCUACAUAUAAAAACCAAGGAAGUCAUGUACAAACAGCUACAUUUAAUCAUUCAAUAGAAUGCUCUGCUUCCAUCAGUACAAGGGUUAUAGCAUUGAGCCUUCUGACCUAAUUUUGAUUGUUUUAAACAUACAGAGUCAAGGCAUCUUCAUUCCAGUUUUAAAAACAGGUUUCCAGAUACAUCCCCUCUAUUUAAACAAAUUACAGAAUUGUAAGUUUUCUUAUUUAAAAACUAUGAUUUGCUUUUUUAAUUCAGACAAGUACUCCUCAAAGCUCUCAUUCCCUACAUCAAUUAAGAAAUAAUCUUAAUUCCUUCAAACUCUUAAUCCCAGUAUUUAGGACCACUGAUGCUUUUGGGCUGCAGAUGUCAUGUUUCCUUUGAUGUAACCUGGUAGGUAGUGUUGCAAUCUUCAGUACUACCCUUUAAAACCCUCUUCAUAUUGUCAGUCAGAUUUGCCAAUGGCUCCUAAUCACACACAACAGAGGAAGUUAUAUUUUACCUUUCUUCUUCAGUGAACUGAGUUCUUGCAAAUGAACGCUCAGAGAAGACUUUCUUUUGAAUGAGCCACAGGAGCCAUGCUGAGUUUAUUUUAGUUGGGUUUAUAUUAGGUCUGAUUUUUGCUGAUCUCUUCAUUUUUCAUCAUUUUGUCUGUCUCUUCCAAUUGUUCCUGUUGGGGAGGACUGCGUUUUGAGAGUUUCUGAGCCAAAAUGCUGUGCAUGCAGAUUUUUCAUCUCUGCGCCUUCCCUUCAGGCAGUCUCUCACCUGUGCCUGCCUGGGUCCACACCUUCUUAUACAGUAACACUGCAAAUUGCACUAAAUAUCUUUGAGAUUGGCUUCCAGAGAGCUAGCGUUACUUCUGCCUAAUGAGUUGAUAACUGCAUAUUCUUUUGAACACCUACAAGAUUUGAAUUUGAACUAGGAAGGACUACUAUGUAGUGGUGGCCAGAGUCACUUUAUGGUUAAAGGACGAAUCAUAAGCUACAAGUCAAGCAAUGAGAGAAGGAAGGUUUGCUGAAAUAGGCAGUAUAUGCAUUAAAAGUCCAGAACUGAAGUAGAAAAUAAAUACCCAGUAAAGUACAUGAACCCUUUCCAUCUGUCUGAAUAAUGGAAAUACAGCGCAAGCCCUGAAUUGCAGGGUACCCAGCACUGCUGUUUGACAACUUCUGAUAAUUUACCAUUCAGGAAUAUUAAAAUAUAUUGUUCUAAUGAUACCCAAAAGUGUCCUUUUGCAGUAUAAUAUACAUAUCAUGUUGGAUAUGCUUUAAGGCUGGGUGGGCAACUCAUAUCCUGGUGAUCUUCAUUACAGCUAGCAAUAGUGUUUAACAUGGGCAAUUCUUGCUGUAAAAUUAGCCUGUUUUCUUUCAGUGGAUUAUUUUUAAAUAGACUUCUUUCAAAAUUUCAUUUAUCAAAUACUUUAUAUACUUAAUGGUUCUUGGCCAAUGAUGUGCUUGCAAGCUAUUCACUGUAACUGCCGCUUUUGAAUGCUUGCCAUUCAUUAAUGUAUAGUUUUCCUGUGGAACUGGCCAUCCAAAUCACACGGUGACUUUGCUUUCCCCUGGCUGGAUGCCAUCCAAUCCCACAGAAAGCUUUCUAGGGGCUCCAGUAUGUCUGAUGAUGACCGUGAGAUGGCUUCUGGCAACAAUAUUAAUGCAAAUGCAUACUUGAAUGCAUUCUCAUGACAUAUUCCAAUCCUGUGAUCAAAAACGUGCUUAUAGACAUUUUCAAGGGAAAAAAACCUAACUUGGGAUACCGUCAAAAGUGCAUUUGCCUUUACUUAUAGCAGCAAAUAUUCACAGUUUGGUUUUGUUUCUUUCACUGGAUUCACCUCUCUCAGCCUCAGAUUGUCAGGGAAGAAAAAAAUCACACUGUGCAGAUCCUGGAAAGAGUUAAUUAAUACAAAAGUGACCUCCUGACAUCAGGGUAUGACAUAUUUCCAUACGAUGGUGUUAUGAUUUUGGAGGAUUUGUUUUGCUGCUUACUCACCCCUAGUUCAUUUAAGAAAAUAAAACCACAAGUGGAAUAAAGUUGUAGUGCCAGUUAAAUUUGGAAAGUGAGCGAAUGUAGGAAAAGAGCAGAAUGUCUGAAUGGCCUGAGAACACAGGUGCAUUAGCAGAAAGGUUGUGCUUGCUGCUGAGCAUAAUUCAAUUCACCUGAUGUUCAUGUUCUUCCUCUUCACUCUGACUGCUGAGUAUAGAUUUGAAACUCCUGUAUCAAAACUGCAGGCAUAGUAUUUUGACAUACACCUUUGCAAACCUUGCGAUUCAGUUUCUAUUAUAUACAUAGUGGAAGGGUGAAACAGAAAAUUGUACAGUCUUGCCUGGUGUCACAGAAUGAGACGAUAUAUGAUGCACUGAUGGUAUAACCCUUAGGGUCACCCUAAAGCCUUUGCAUGAUAGCAGCCUAGACUGUAAGUUCCUGCUAAGAUCCAGGUUUGACAAGCACAGCAAAUAAGGCAUUUGCCCAUGAACUGUUGCUUACUUAAUCGUGUUGCUCUGUAGAGGCAAACCCUAAAUUGUAAUCGGGUUUUCACACUUGUACUUGACCCUUUAGAUUAGAUUACAGCUUCCUCUUAAUGCUGUAAUUGCAACAUUUCCAUGCCUUAAAGCAAAACAAAGCUUGAAAACCUGCCCUUUGGCUCCUCCCUGCUAGCUUGCCGAGGUGUCUUUUGGGGGAAGAUAGCUGAUGUGCUAAAUUGGCCUAGAAAUGCAAAGGCUCUGAGGAUUUAAUCGCAGAAAUGUUUGCUUGGGGGCACUCACCAUGGGUUUUUUUUCUUGGAACUUUUAGCAAACGUAGCCUUUGUUUGCAUUUUUCUGUGGUAUGUGUUUACUGUUCAUUUGUGCUGCACAUGCUGUGAGAAAUUAAGCCAUUAUGUUGGUAUUUUUUUCCUUUCUCCUGCUUUCAUUCUUCCCCCCCUUCAAAAUCCUUACAAUUCCUUUCAUUAUUUGAUGUUAACAGGACAAAAGAAAUAAAUACUUGAAAGAA